Molecule: messenger RNA, 1269 nt
Organism: Hypoxylon trugodes
Lineage: Eukaryota; Fungi; Ascomycota; Sordariomycetes; Xylariales; Hypoxylaceae
Product: protein FYV10
Exons: 3
Coding region: 1-1269 (422 amino acids)
Biological process (GO): proteasome-mediated ubiquitin-dependent protein catabolic process
Cellular component (GO): nucleus; GID complex; cytoplasm
Molecular function (GO): ubiquitin protein ligase activity; protein binding
Source: RefSeq, a predicted model, not a curated record
AUGAGUGAUCUCGUAGCUAGCAAGCUCGAUCACGAGAACCAUCUUCUCCUUGACCAACCUCUCCUCCGUCUCCCGAUCGAGCUCCUGCGAAAGAAUUUCCGAUCCGCACAUUUCGAAGUUGAGAAAGAUGGAACAUACGUGAAAAAUACUCUACGAGAAACAGCUACGGGCUGUGUCAACGGAGGUGGACGAGGAGGUCAACAAGCACCUCAGCAAGCGGACGUACUCCGAAGCCUGGACGCUAUGAUCGCCCGGGCUCGAGGCGUCAAGCGAAAGCUCGCCACCUUCGCAGAAGAGGAAGCUCGACUACAACAGCAAGAGCAAGCACGAGUUGCUCACCUAGCCGAAUUAUAUAGCGUACACGGAGUCGAUGAUGUAGCGUACGAUGCUUGGAGCCGAAUUCGCCUCGACCGAUUACUGGUGGAUUACCUGCUCCGCCGCGGGUACAACGAGUCCGCCCGUGCCCUCGCCGUUGCGAAGAAAAUCGUGCCACUCGUCGACCUCGACACUUUCGAGCAGAUGAGCCGAAUCCGGAAAUCCAUAUUAAAUCGGAGCGUUACCGAGGCGCUGGCUUGGUGUACGGCAGGUGAUACGAAGAAGGAGCUGAGGAAGAUGGAUAGUAAACUCGAAUUCAUGCUCCGCUUCCAGCAGUACAUCGAACUCGUCCGAGACCAACGCACCAACAGCUUGGACAUCCUCGCAUACGCGCGCAAAUUCCUCCUCCCCUACAAAGACACCUACAAGGACGAAUUCAACAAAGCCUGCGGCAUGAUCGCCAUCCGCCCUCCCUUCGGCUUCGCGCACGACAUCCCCGCAUACUCCGAGCUGUACUCGCCUGCGCGAUGGGUCAUGCUAGCCGAGCUCUUCACCUCCACCCACAACGCGCUCUUAUCCCUCCCCUCCGUCCCACUCCUCCACAUCGCCCUCUCAUCCGGUCUAUCCGCCCUCAAGACUCCAGCAUGCCAUUCCUCCCACCCAGCUUCAGCCGCUGGCCCGCCUUCUCAUUCUACUAGUCUAUCGCUCGCAGCUAGCGUCUGUCCGAUCUGUAGCACGGAGCUGAACGAGCUGGCCCGCAACGUGCCUUACGCAUUCCACAGCAAGAGCCAUGUCGAGCCCGACUUGCUUUUGCUGCCAAAUGGCCGCGCGUACGGAAAAGCUAGGUUGGAGGAAUAUGCGCGCAAAGCGGGAUUAUUGGAUGGCCGGGUGAAGGAUUUGAGGACCGGUGAGGUGUAUAGUAUGGAGGGGUUGAAGAAGGUGUAUAUUACGUGA